Lottia gigantea (owl limpet) is the source of this 567-nucleotide messenger RNA. RefSeq lists its product as hypothetical. Lineage: Eukaryota; Metazoa; Mollusca; Gastropoda; Lottiidae. The annotation marks the transcript as partial. The record is from RefSeq and is a predicted model, not a curated record. The transcript has 3 exons.
AUCUCACUGUUAGUGAUGCAGGUCAGAGGGUCUGACAUCUCACUGUUAGUGAGGCAGGUCAGAGGGUCUGACAUCUCACUGUUAGUGAUGCAGGUCGAAGGGGCAGACAUCUCACUGUUAGUGAUGCAGGUCGGGGUCGGAGGGGCUGACAACUCACUGUUAGUGAUGCAGGUCGAACGGGCUGACAUCUCACUGUUAGUGAUGCAGGUCGGAGGGGUUGACAUGCCAUUGUUAGUUUUUCAGGUACGAGUGGCUGACAUCUCACUGUUAGUGAUGCAGGUCGGAGGGGCUGACAUCUCACUGUUAGUAAUGCAGGUCGGAGGGGUUGACAUCCCAUUGUUAGUUUUUCAGGUACGAGUGGCUGACAUCUCACUGUUAGUGAUGCAGGUCGGAGGGGCUGACAUCUCACUGUUAGUGAUGCAGGUCGGAGGGGCAGACAUUUCACUGUUAGUGAUACAGGUCGGAGGGGUUGACAUCUCACUGUUAGUGAUGAAGGUCGGAGGAGUUGACAUCUCAUUGUUAGUGAUGCAGGUCGGAGGGGCAGACAUUUCACUGUUAGUAAUUUAG